This is a messenger RNA of Ctenocephalides felis (cat flea), 1197 nucleotides long. Its product is annotated as zinc finger protein 525-like. Lineage: Eukaryota; Metazoa; Arthropoda; Insecta; Siphonaptera; Pulicidae. The record is from RefSeq and is a predicted model, not a curated record. Gene Ontology annotation, cellular component: nucleus. Bases 61 to 1116 code for a protein of 351 amino acids. The transcript has a single exon.
AUAAGUUGAUAGAAUACCCAAUUGAUAAUUACUGAAUGUACAUACUGAAUACAACUAAAAAUGUCGGAAGAAACAAUUAUGUCUAUGAAUGAUCAGACAAUUAAGAUUGAACCGCCAGAAUAUUCAAUAGAAGACAUUAAGUGCGAAAUUGAUGAUGAAUUUAAUUAUAUAGAUGGUAUUGUUAAGUCUGAAUCGUAUUUUGAGGAUGAUAAAACGUCUCUGGAUAAAUUUAUGAAUUCUGAGGUGACCAUAGAGGAAGAAGUCAAACAGGAGGUAAUUGUGACACCAGUUUAUAAUUGUGACAUUUGUAAUAGAACAUUUUUAGAAUCGCUUCACUUAGAACAGCAUAUGAUCGAACACAUGCGCAGUCAUAGCAAAGAGUACCCUGAUGCAAGUAAAAUUUGCAAUAAGACCCUCAAUCUAUUAAAAGGGUUUAAAUGUGAAAUAUGUUGUCGAGUUUAUAGCAGGUCAUAUUAUUUAAAGCAACACUUGCUUAUUCAUGCCAGUGGGAAACCUUUCAAAUGUGAAAUAUGCAGUAAAUCAUUCACUCAAUCAUAUAGUCUGAAACGUCACAAGCAGAUUCAUAGUGGGAAACGCCCCCACAAAUGCAAAAUAUGCAAUAAAACAUUUGCACAAUUGUUUAAUCUGAAAACACACAUAAACAUUCAUUCUGGAGUGCGUCUUUAUAAAUGCGAAACAUGUGAUAAAGAAUUCCAUUCGACAAGUGGUUUAGCAACACAUAGACGAAUACAUACUGGAGAACGACCCUACAAAUGCAAACUAUGCAAUAAGUCAUUUAGACAAUCAGUAACUCUGAAAAGACACAUGCUCAUACAUUCCGGAGUUCGUUGUCAUAAAUGUGAAAUAUGCAGUAAAUCAUUUACGUUCCUAUAUUCUCUAAAAUCACACUGUCUUAUUCAUACUGGAGAACGUCCACACAAAUGCGAAAUAUGCAAUAAGACAUUCACACAGUUAGGUACUCUGAAAGCUCACAUGGGCAUUCAUUAUGAAAGACUUUUUUAUAAAUGUGAAAUAUGCAAUAAGAAAUAUACUCGAGCGCACAAUUUGAGAAAGCACAUGGCUGUUCAUAAUGAAAAACCAGAUGAAAAUCAAUGAAAUAUUAAUUAGCUGAAACCAACUCUGUGUGUAAAAUAGUUUGAUUUUAUUUUUAUUGUAAAUUGUAUUACUAUAAUACAA